AUGAAGCAUUCAUAUGCACAUAAUAUUAUGAAGAGACUUGCAAUCGCAACCUUAGUUGCCUCAUCCGCUCUCUCCUUCACACAUGCAUCAUCCCCGCCAUCUGAAUCCCCCUCCGCAGAAACAGAACUUAUAUGCCACACCGACAACCCCGCCGAAUGCUAUCCAAAAGUCUUCUCCGCCACAGAGGACUUCCAACCCGUCCACGACGACCAGGAUCUUCCCCCCGGCCUACACGUCCAGCUCGACGUCCAGACCGGCCAGAAACAAGCCAAGCUGUAUAACCCCGCGGAAGAAAAUCCUGCUGCCCUGGAAGGCUUACCAGUAGACCGGUCCGUCGUCGUCGUCGACCCCGAAACACCCCAGGACGACGACGACGACGACGACAACGACCAGCCCCGAAUCCCCCCCGGCGCCCCGGCCUACGAGCCCGUAGGCGUAGUCAAGGCGCCGAAGGAGAAAAACGAGGGUUUCACCUCGGCCCUCGAAACAGUGAAGAAAUCUUCUUCUUCAGGGACCACCGUCAACCCCGACGAUCUCGACAAAGCCCUAGAGGACCUAGAAGAUCUCUCCCACGGGAUAUACUACGGCCUGCAAAUCGCCUCCGACCCCGCCGUCCUGCACGCGCUCUUCUGCCUGCUCGCCGCGCGCGACCCAGCGCAGGCCCAGCGGCCGCUAUCCCAGCGCACCGACUUCCUCGCCUCCGCCAUCCUCGCGUCUUCCGUGCGCAACAACAAGCCCGCGCUGCGCGCCGUAGAGCAGGCCUGGGACUCCCUUCUCGAGAAAAAUUGCCCGUCUAACGCCUCCCCCGCAUCCCUGAGAUCAGAGCUCUUCUCCGCGCUGCAACCUACUGCGACGGCCGGCUCGCCGGACGAAUCCGCCGAGGCGUACGCUGCGCGUCUGAGUCUCGCCGUGCUAGACGGCUUGCUGAAGAGCCCGCUGGUCGCGGCGCAGUUCCUCGCGCACGGCGGCAUGCGGCACUUCCUAGAGAUACUGCAGCGGACGGACCCGGUCUGGGACGCGCGCAAGGCCAAGGUCGCGCGCAUUGUAUCCGAUGUCUUCCUCGACGAGGAAGUCGGCGCCGUGCUCGGCGUGUGGCCGACGAGCGCAAGCGUAACCGAAGCUAGCGUGUGCGAAGCUGGGGGGCCGGAUUCGUUGGAAGAAGGGUGUUGGGAGUACCACUUGGAAGUUAUUAGCCAAGGUCCGGACGCCCCGGGUUGGAGCCAGCCGCUCCUCGAUUUGCUGAGGCGGAGACGGGGGGAGAAGCCGGGGGCGCAGCGGAGGCGGGAUGAAUUAUAA
This is a messenger RNA of Daldinia childiae, 1296 nucleotides long. RefSeq names its product Nucleotide exchange factor SIL1. Gene Ontology annotation, molecular function: adenyl-nucleotide exchange factor activity. NCBI's taxonomy places the organism in Eukaryota, Fungi, Ascomycota, Sordariomycetes, Xylariales, Hypoxylaceae. The coding region runs from base 1 to 1296 and encodes 431 amino acids. Gene Ontology annotation, cellular component: endoplasmic reticulum. The record is from RefSeq and is a predicted model, not a curated record. The transcript has a single exon.